AAAUAUUAAUCAUUUUGCCAACCCUAUAAUUAAUUAAUUAUCCAUUCAAGGUCAUUACCCCAUUUUGCAAUCCCACUUUCUAUCAAGCAAAAACCACAUUCUCCCGCUUCGAUUUUUCUCAAAAAGAAAACAAAAAUUUUUUUUUUAAAAAAAAAAAGAGACAAAAAAAAAAGCAACAGAGAAGUUAUCUCGUCACCAGAGCCGCAUACCUCGUCGCAUAUUCGUCCCCCGACUCGCGUCGCAGCCAAAAGUUCCACAGCUUUCCGCCACUCAAAUUCCCAGAUGUCUGAGAUUGAAGGCAGUUUCAUCACCGGUCGACCUGUCGGCGGCACCGAGAACAGCUGGUGCAGGGCCGUCCACGGCGGCACUGGCAUAGCCGCCGUAGUCCUGCUCCUCUCCAAACCUCUGGACCUCUCCCUUCUCCAAAACUCCCUCCACAAUCUCCAAAACGCCCACCCCAUCCUCCGCUCCAAGCUCCGCCGCGACCCCACCUCCGCUACCUUCUCCCUCUUCACUCCCCCAAACCCCACCCUCCAAAUCCAAUCCUUCGAUCUCCAAUCGACGGCCCAGAUCCUCCUCUCCGGCGACCCCGCCCUCACACCCCUCAGCCUGAUCCUCGAACGCGAGCUCAACCGCAACGCGUGGCGCGACGGGGACCCCACGACGCCCUCCGAAGCCGACGUGUUCUUCGCAAGCACCUACGCCCUGGACGGCGGCAGGUGGGCGGUGGCGCUCCGCCUGCACACGGCGGUGUGCGACGUGGCGACGGCGGUAGGGCUGCUGAGGGAGUUGCUGGCGGCGACUAGGCGGGGAACGACGGCGGAGAGGGACAUAGGGAGCGAAUCAGGGGAGGUGAGUUUGGGAAUUGAGGAUCUGAUACCGAAUGGGAAAGCUUAUAAGCCGUUGUGGGCAAGGGGAGUGGACAUGAUCGGGUACUCUCUGAAUUUUCUGAGACUGGCGAAUUUGAAUUUCGGAGACGUCGAGUCGCCGAGAUCUUCUCAGGUGGUGAGGUUGAAGAUGAAUUCAGAUGACACUCGCCGGAUUCUUGAUGGCUGCAAGUCAAGAGGUAUAAAACUAUGUGGAGCGCUGGCAGCCGCUGGAUUGCUCGCCGCGCGUUCUUCCAAACGCCUUCCCCUUCACCAAUGGGAGAAGUACUCAGUUGUCACCCUCGUCGACUGCCGUUCCAUUCUCCACCCACCCCUUCCUGCCCACCGACCUGGGUUCUACCAUUCUGCCAUCCAAAACACGCAUGACCUGAACGGGGAAGAGAGACUAUGGGAACUAGCAACAAGAACCUACAAGUCAUUUGAAAACGCUAAGAACAGCAACAAGCAUUUCUCAGACAUGGCAGACCUGAACUUUCUCAUGUGCAAGGCCAUUGACAACCCUGGUCUCACCCCAUCUUCCUCCCUCAGAACUUGCCUCGUCUCGGUGUUCGAGGACCCCGUGAUCGACAAAUUGAACGAAAUGUGCCGCGAGACCGGGCUGGAGGACUACAUGGGGUGCGCUUCGGUCCACGGCGUUGGCCCCUCCAUCGCCAUAUUCGACACCAUCAGGGAUGGCGAGUUGGACUGUGCGUGUGUUUAUCCAGAGCCACUGCAUUCCAGGGAGCAGAUGCAACAGCUGGUUGAUGAUAUGAAGAGGGUUCUUAGGGAUGGUUGUGUUCCUCUCUGCUGAGAAUUAUUGAAAGCUAAACCUUAUAAAUCAGAUCAAAUUCUUAACUAUUAAGUUGCGGGUGUUGCGUUGUAGUUCUACAUUUGUUUGAGGAUGGCAGAGUAUCAACUCAAUUACUAGAUAAUCUUAACUAUUUUCUUGCCAAGGGCUAGAUAAAAUUCAUUGGCAUGUUUGGGAGCA
Malania oleifera is the source of this 1854-nucleotide messenger RNA. RefSeq lists its product as uncharacterized. The coding region runs from base 283 to 1677 and encodes 464 amino acids. The record is from RefSeq and is a predicted model, not a curated record. The transcript is spliced from 3 exons. Lineage: Eukaryota; Viridiplantae; Streptophyta; Magnoliopsida; Santalales; Ximeniaceae.